GUCACCUACAAAUCAGUGUCUUCCAGCAUCUAGGAGCUGGUUCUUGUGAGGAGUUCGGCGUCACGAGGGAAGAAUACUAAGCCUUUAGUUCUCUUCCAUUCCAACCCCCCACAAUGGCCCAAAACUUUGCCGCCUCGAAGAAGAGGCGUCGCGAGCCGGUCAACGUCGACACCAAGCUGGUCGAGAUAUAUGAAGAUCUCGCCAGCGAGAAGGACGAGAUCCGAUUGAAGUCCGCCCAGGCUCUGGUGUCGCAGUUCACGCCGGACAAGAACCCCACCGAUGAGCAGAUCCAGAAGGCCCUGCAGAGACUCUUCCGCGGUCUCUGCAGUAGCCGGAAAGCGGCUCGGAUUGGCUUCUCGAUCGCGUUGACCGAGAUCCUCACGCAGGUUCUUGCAGCUCCCAGAGACUCGUCCGACAUUACCGUAGCAAAGGUCAUGUCGAUUUGGGAGUCGCAGUCGAGUUCCUCGGGUAGUGAAUCGGGACAGGAACAACGGGACCACCACUUCGGACGUCUCUUUGGCGCGGAAGCCAUCAUCAAGUCUUCUAUUCUGUUCAAGCCCAAGGCGCCGUUCAGUGAGUGGACCAAGCUUUUGGACUUGGUCUUCGAGCUGUCCAAGAAGAAGCCAUGGAUCAGGGAAGAGUGCGGCUGGAUCGUCUAUCGCUGUAUCUAUGAACUUUCGACCCAGAAGGCAGAUGCCAAGUUCGUGGAAACCGCCCUGGAACGGCUGUGCUCGAACGACCUGGCGAAGACGCCCGAGGGUGUCUCGAUCUGGCUGGCAGCCAAGGAGCUGUUCCCGACUGUCAGCUUCCCCAGUAAAGUGUGGAAGCAUGACGAUCCGUUGGAUGCGCGGGAGAGGAACAGCCUCGCCAAGGUCAUGAAGGACUCUUCGUCUUCGGAGUCUGAGAAUGGCGACAAUGCCAACGCUACGAAAUCCUCUGGGGUCUGGAACUCCAAGCUUCAUUUUGCUUGGGAGGCGAUUAUUUCUAGAUUCAGUGUUGCUCCUGCCAAGGAGAAGUCCAAGAGUAAAAGCUCUAGCUCGUCUCGUUUGAGUUUCAUUGACUUCUGGACUGAAGUUGUCGACAACGGACUCUUUGCUUCUGCUUCCUCGGAGGAACGCAAAUACUGGGGAUUCCUUCUUUUCAACAAGAUCCUCAACGAGGGCCCCUUCCACCUGGCUUCCCAGGUUUUCACCAAGAACCUUGUCCGGUGCCUCACGAACCAGCUCGCCGUUGACGACCGCUAUCUUCACAAGAUGGCCGCCAAGUCGGCAAAGACGAUCCAGACUCGUGUGGCGAAAGAACCCGAGUUCGCGGGCGCUUCUGUCGUCGGCUUGAUGGGCUCAGCUGGGUCCGUGAACUUCGACCAGGUGACCAAGACGAAGACCGUGGAGAAGAUCGUGGCCGAGGCCAACCUGGACGCACUGAAGCAGAUCGUGCCUCUGUUCUCCAAGCUGAUCGCCAGCCCCGGAACAGACGAUGCUAAGGCCGCGGCCUCGACCCGCCAGAUCCUGGCCGGCUUGCUCCUGGCUAUCGUGAGGUCUCAGGCCUCGACGAGCGGUGAUGCCCACGACGAGGUUGAGUCUGUGCUGGAGCACAUCCUGUUCACAUUUGUCCAGUUCGCCUACUUCACGGAGGGCGAGGAGAAGAAGGCUGCCGCGCAGCCCGCCCUCACUCAGCAGACGCAGGAGCUGUUCCGAAGCCGCAUCACAUCCUGUCUGAACAGUUUGAUUGCCUCCCAGAAGCACGCAACAACCCUGCCGUACGCAGUGGUUCGCAAGAUCCGCGAUGCCGCCAAGUCCGGCGAGUUCGGCAAGUUCAUCAUCAACAUGGACGAGACCCUGAAUGAAUCGGUGAAGACCGCAUUCAAGUCUCUGAAGAAACUCUCCAACACGCACAAGAACGCCGCCGGCGUCGACGCCUUCAAACUGCUCUACUCCAUGACCAUCCUGCAGGUCUACAACGGCGACGCCGACGCCGUGUCCAUGCUGGACGAACUCGACUUCUGCUACACCAAGAUCUUCGGCGACAAGAAGUCCAAGAAGGAAGAAGCCUCGGAUGCGUCCGACGCGCUGGUGGAAAUCCUGCUGAGUUUCGCGUCCAAGCCCUCCCAGCUGUUCCGCCGGAUGAGCGAGCAGGUGUUCAAUGCCUUCGCCCAUCAGGUCACUGAGAAUGGUCUGGAGUCUUUGAUCUCUAUCCUCGAAGCAAAGGAAAGUCUCGCCGGUCAACAGGAAAUGUUCGACCAGCAAGACGACGAAGAAGGCGACGAGGAGAUGAUGGACGUGGACGACGACGAGGAACACUCCCACUCCCACUCUGACGAAGAGGACAGCGACGUGGAAGUCGUCGAUGCCGAGGGCUCCGACAACGAAGACUCCGACUCCGACUCCGACUCCUCCUCCGCCAACGGCGACGGCGGCGCCGACGACGCAGAGACCGCCGCCUUCGAAGCCAAACUCGCCGAAGCGCUAGGCACGCACCGCGGCGACGAGGACCUCAACGCGGAAUCCUCCGAGUCGGACGCAGACAUGAACGACGACGAAAUGGAGCAAGUGGACUCGGCGCUGGUCAAAGUGUUCAAAGCGCGGCGCGACGCGCUCGGGCAGAAAAAGGACAAGAAAGACGCGCGCGAGAACAUGAUCAACUUCAAGAACCGCGUGCUGGACCUGCUCGAGAUCUACGUCAAGAAAUGCCACUCGAAGAUCCUAGCCCUGGAUCUCCUCCUGCCGCUGCUGCGUCUGACGCGCCGGUCGAGCGUCAAGCAGGUCUCGAACAAGGCGAACGCCGUGCUGCGCGAGUACACCAAGCUGUGCAAGGGCUCGGCGCUGCCGGCGAUCGAGGACCCCGAGCCGGUCUGGGAGCUCCUGAAGUCCAUCCAUGCCGAGGCGACGCGCAGUGGGCCCCCGGCUCAUGCGUCGGGAUGCAGCCAGGCCAGCUUGCUGGUGGUGAAGGUGCUCGUGGCGCAGGACAAGGAGGCGGUUGCGGGCGUGGUGGAUGUGUAUGCGGCGACGCGCAAGGAGCAGCUUCUGAGCAAGAAGUGCCAUGUUCAGCCGUCGUUGUUCACAGACUGGAAUAACUGGUGCGUGUCGGCUAGCAAGCAGAUGAAGAACUAGAUGGGGUUUGAGGUGGUGGUUGAUACAGUAGGGUAAAGCAGAUUAAUUGACAAUAUGUACGAAUGGAAAACGCAGGACUAUAUAGACAGGUGAAAUCUC
Messenger RNA from Aspergillus steynii IBT 23096, 3209 nucleotides. RefSeq names its product DNA-directed DNA polymerase POL5. The coding region runs from base 114 to 3110 and encodes 998 amino acids. The transcript is spliced from 5 exons. Gene Ontology annotation, molecular function: rDNA binding; transcription factor binding. NCBI's taxonomy places the organism in Eukaryota, Fungi, Ascomycota, Eurotiomycetes, Eurotiales, Aspergillaceae. Gene Ontology annotation, cellular component: nucleolus. The record is from RefSeq and is a predicted model, not a curated record. Gene Ontology annotation, biological process: regulation of DNA-templated transcription.